GAAGUUCCUGCCAGAGAAGACACGUCACAAACGUCAGACCCUGCUGGACAUGACGCGUCCCUUGAAGCAUUGGCUGUACUCACACCGGGACAACCCUUACCCUUCUCGCCACGACAAGAUGGAGCUGGUCAAACUCAGCCAGAUGACCCUGACACAGGUGAGCAAUUGGUUCGCCAACGCCAGACGUCGGCUGAAGAACGCGGUGCGAGGUGAGGACAUCCCGUGGUCUCGCCGCAUCAAGGUCUACAACAAGUUCGCUGAGGGGAACGCUGAGCUCUUCUCUAUCGCCUCGUCAGAUGAGGAAGGUUUUCAGUCGGAGACGGAUAUUG
Messenger RNA from Aplysia californica (California sea hare), 329 nucleotides. RefSeq names its product homeobox protein Mohawk. Gene Ontology annotation, cellular component: nucleus. The record is from RefSeq and is a predicted model, not a curated record. Gene Ontology annotation, molecular function: RNA polymerase II cis-regulatory region sequence-specific DNA binding; DNA-binding transcription factor activity, RNA polymerase II-specific. Lineage: Eukaryota; Metazoa; Mollusca; Gastropoda; Aplysiida; Aplysiidae. Gene Ontology annotation, biological process: regulation of transcription by RNA polymerase II; cell development; muscle organ development.